CUUAUUAAACAAGCAAAUAGCUCAAUUUUUAAGGAGGGAGUGGGCGGAGUACAUUUUUCGCUAUCGCAAAAAAAUGUGAUAAUAUGCAAAGGGUCCUGUUGGGUCUACUGGCAAAUUUAGGCAACCAUAACGCAACAAGCAAUUGUAAUGGAAACGCCCGCGGGUAGCACCGAGGUGCUGCAGGGCACUUGGACGCCAGCCGAAGGGGGUUUCAAAGGGUGGCUCACAGUGGCAGCCAGCUUCGUCAUUCAGGGCCUCAUCCUUGGAAUUAACUUUUCUUACAGCGUCAUCUAUGUUGAGCUGCAACGAAUUUUGGACAAGGAUGGAGUCGCAGAAACGUCUUACAAAACUUCUCUGGUCGGUUCUUUGAGCUUGGGCACGACUUUCGCCUUCUCAAUUUUGGCUGGAAUUUUAAACGACCUGUUUAGCUACAGGACGACCACAAUCAUAGGUGGAUGCUUCUGCCUUGUUGGCAUGUUCUCGUCCUCCUUCCUAAUCCACUAUGUUGAGGCCCUGUAUUUCACGUACGGAAUAAUGUUUGGAAUCGGCGCAGCUCUUUGCUUCAACCCGUCACUCGUGGUGCUGGGUCUGCACUUCAAAAAAAGAAUAGGCUUGGUGUGCGGAAUCGUGUCUGCUGGCUCCUCCAUUUUCACUUUCUGGUUGCCACCAGCCCUCGGAGCGAUGAUUCCCGCGAUUGGGCUUGAGUGGACGCUCCGAGUCGUUUCUUUUCUAAUGAUUCUCAUCCUUGUUGCAUCAUUGACCUUCAAUGUGCCAGACGGUGCGAAGGUGGAGGGAAAUGAAGGGAAGAAAUUCGAACUGUCUAAAUUUUUGAAUAAGGAAAACUGGAAGAGAAAGAAAUUCGUUAUAUGGACGAUCUGCAUUCCAAUCGCUCUCUUUGGAUAUUUUGUACCGUUCGUGCAUAUGAUGAAGUUUGUUAACGUGACAUUCCCCUCCGAAGAUGGAAAAAUUCCGCUCAUGUGCAUUGGUAUAGCUUCAGCAGUUAGUCGCGUGGCAUUUGGAUUCAUUUCAGAUUAUGACAGAAUAAAUCGAGUGAUGCUGCAGCAGUUUGCUAUUUUUUCAAUUGGCGUUUUGACCAUGCUUCUUGCGGCAGCCAACGCUUGGAUAUACAUUAUUUUGAUAACUCUUGGAAUCGGAAUUUUCGACGGCUGCUACUUCAGCAUGAUUGGACCGAUCGCCUUCGACUUGUGCGGGCCGAAAGGUGCCUCGCAGGCAAUCGGGUUCGUCAGUGGAUUAAGCGCGUUCUCAGUAACACUUGGACCAACCAUAGCAGGAAAACUGUUUGAAAUGUACAGCUCUUACACGGUGCCGUUUCUGGUGGCUGGCGCGCCGCUGAUACUAGGGGCCUGUGGCUUGUUUGCCAUUAUGUGUGUCAAAGUUUAAACAUUCACAUGUAAAAAAUGUGGCGUGAAUCCUCUAUCACGACUGUAGAAAUAAAUUUAUAUUUAGAGAUAAUAGUAGGAACUCGAUUAAUAGUAACUCGAGUUCCUUUAUAUGUUAGGAUUAAUGUCAAAUGUUUUAAGAUUAUAUAUGAUGUGUACUACUAUAUUUAAAA
This is a messenger RNA of Cloeon dipterum, 1573 nucleotides long. Its product is annotated as monocarboxylate transporter 10-like. The record is from RefSeq and is a predicted model, not a curated record. Gene Ontology annotation, molecular function: monocarboxylic acid transmembrane transporter activity. Lineage: Eukaryota; Metazoa; Arthropoda; Insecta; Ephemeroptera; Baetidae. Bases 148 to 1401 code for a protein of 417 amino acids. The transcript is spliced from 7 exons. Gene Ontology annotation, cellular component: membrane. Gene Ontology annotation, biological process: transmembrane transport.